This is a messenger RNA of Paramormyrops kingsleyae, 2380 nucleotides long. RefSeq lists its product as uncharacterized. The record is from RefSeq and is a predicted model, not a curated record. NCBI's taxonomy places the organism in Eukaryota, Metazoa, Chordata, Actinopteri, Osteoglossiformes, Mormyridae.
UCUCUCACUUCCUGCCUCCGGAGUAACUGCAACAGGUUCCGUAUUUUACCGCACUCAUGCCUCACCCCUAAGUAGCAACUGCGGAGAACACCAGGGUUAGAACGCUAGCCCUGUUCCGUUACGGACCAUUUAUUAGCAGAAGAAAUGUCCCGAUGGUGACCUGGGCAUCUGCUGAGAUUGGUUGACACGCUGAAGUUGAAGAUAAGGCCCGUCAGCAUGAUCACCUUCUGGUUGCUGGUGGCUCUCUGGACGCCGUCGGCAGAUGGUCACCCACUCCUCACCACAGAGGCUGCGACCAAACAAACAAGUAAUGCCAACCUGGAGACCAGAGGAAAUGAAGAAGCGGGGCGGUCCGCUGCGGAACGCACGGCCGCAGGAACCGAGCUGACUUCAGUGGGGGGUCCAGCACUGGCAUUUUCGACACCGAGCUACACUCAGAGCAAAGUUCCAGAUGCCCUCUCCUCUCCUAUGGUAGCCUCUAACACGAGAACCCGGCGAGACACCUCGCUGCAGUCCAGUAAACCAUCAACAGAACCUGCGGAGGCUGCUCAUUCAUCUACCACAGAACAUAAAACCAGUCACAGACCACAACGGGAUUCUGCUGGUCUUGACUCAGGCCACGCAACCACUUUGACAACAACCGCACAAAGACCCCGUCAGACAUCGGCUCUGCCAACUACCUCGGGAAAAAAAGUCACUCUGACGGAGACUAUCGGAAUGACCACGACCAGCACGAGAGCGACGACAGCGAAAAUUGGUGCCACAUCAGAUCAGAAAUCAAGUCCAUUUAGCCAAUCAACAACAUCCUUAUUAAGGGACAAGACCACCGUUACCAAUAAAACUCCAGUCAAGUCAACUCCAAGCCGUACCACCUUUUCCACGCGUACAACUACUACGGACAACGCUUUAACUACCACCAAACUAACUGCAACGACUGUAUCCUCGACCAGCACUGCGACUACUAAAGAAAUAUCCAGUACGACUCAAGAAAACAACGUUAGUGGUGCAGGCACUACAGUGGGUGCUAUCAUAGGAGGGGCAAUAAUAAUCAUGAUUGGGGCAAUCGUGUUCAUCAUGUUGCGGAAGAAGCGCAGGCAGGAGAGGAACAAGUACAACACCACAUGGGCCGGCCCCACACCCUUCCUGGAUGGUGAGAUCCAGUCUAACAUUCCUUUAGGCGAGGACGAUGAUGGCGGCAAGAGGCAGCCACACAAGCGAAUCUCGGUGCCCAACUUCCUAUCCGGACUCUCAUCCAAACGCGAGUCUCUCCUCAAGGAUGAGGAGGAACAGGUGCCCAUGGAAGGACUGGUGCAGGGAAGCACCUUCAGCAGGCCUCAGGACGACGUGUCCCCACCCAGCAACGGCAGUGUCCUUAGCGAAGAAGCACAGCCUUUCGAGGCCACGCCCACGCCAGAUCCUGAAAGCCCGUCACCGGAUACCUCGACCAAGGGGGAAGACAACCUUGGACAAGAUCCUAUUGAAGACGACGCAAUGCCCACUCCACCAAAAACAGAGACCCAACCUGACCCUCCUGCACCUCUAGUGGAGGUCGACCUCGAACCCCCACCAGAACAGGAGGCUCUUCCACCUCCACCAUCAGAUGGCCCAAUUGUCCCACCUCCGCCCCCUCUACCGCCCUCUACAGAGUGACGCAGAUCGUUGCAAGCAGCCCAGCCAUAGUAAAGCAUUCGCCUUAAGCCUUGGGGUUAUUCAGUAAACACAUGACUUCCGACUGCUUAUUCUUUAUAUACAGCUUUGCCGUACAUUGGGAAAAAGGGAUGACUGGGGAGGGACAUCUAGGUCAACACUGGUGGUGGUGGUGGUGGUGGUGGUGGUGGUGGGGGGGAGUUGGCGCUCUGGCAGGUGGAACCUCUCUCUCUUUGGGAAACUACAGCAAUUCACACAUUAAUCCAGGGUGGCUGGGGCGCUGCUUUUGUGAGCCAAUCAGCAUACGGGAUGUAUGACGAGGGCGGGUGCAGGCUUAUUUGUGAAGUGAGCAGGGGGAGCCUUGCAGGCCCGGAGGGAACACGUAUCUAGUGAUCGCAGAGCACAGGGACAGCGGGGGCCAGGGGCCGGAGAUCGAUGCAGCCCCAGUCACUGCAGCGCUGCAGUGCGAAGAUCUGGCAGUCACCGCGGGGGAAAACCACGGCCGAAAGAGAACCGCGUCUAUGUCACUUCGAGCCGGGACAGGAAAAGCCCAUGGCAGCUCGCUGCAAAAAGGAGAACAGACUAUCAAGGUUGCUAGAGCACAGACAACACUUACGCCAGCUACUGCCUUCGCAAACGUAAGGGGUGGUUAUUAAAAACCGAAUCCUCCAGCGGUGCCUCUGUAUGCUAUACAUUGUAAAAUAAGCUUCUGCAAACAAAUAAAUAUGAAUUU